Messenger RNA from Linum trigynum, 3913 nucleotides. The record is from the annotation of a GenBank genome assembly. Lineage: Eukaryota; Viridiplantae; Streptophyta; Magnoliopsida; Malpighiales; Linaceae.
AAGAGUCCCUAUUUGAGUUGUCCUAACCCGCCUAAUUUCUCUAACCAAAGAGACGUACCAAACUACCGGAUUAAGUAAUUAGGGAACCAAAUCCACUUCCUCGGGAGAUGACACGGAACGGUGUAGAGAAACCAAUCACCCUCAUUCAUUGCCCCCUUAUGAUAUUUGAAUGAUUGUCCUAAAUUACCCUUAGAAGAUCUUCUCUCACCUAGGUUAAUUGGCCCCAAAUUGAGAAAACUGAUCAAGGACCUUCGAUUAUCAUGAUAAAUACUCAAUCAAUAUAUAAACAAUCAUGAUAAUCACAACGUAGAGUUCACAAUCACAAAACUACAACUUUCUAGACUAAGGUUCACAUAAUCCAAAUGAAUAGAUAGUCUACUCCAUGCAUAGAGAAAGAAUAUACAACUAUUUUUUUAGAGAAAAGAACUACAAUUAUAUAGAAGGAAAGACCCAUGAAAAGAUGAAGCCCCUUCUCCCUAGUUGUUUGGGAUGGUGUUGAAGAUGGAAUCAAGCCUCCUUUGACAUUGGGUAGCUCAAAUUCCCCUUCAAUUCUCCUUGGUUCAUCGUUUUGUCUCUCUAUAAUGAAGAAGAAGAUCAAACUCUCGCUAACACUUUUCUGCUUUUGAAAUAUGCUUGACAAUGCUGUCUUCAAUGUCUCCCAUCAUGCCUGUGAUGUGUGUAGUGAAAUCGUGAUGUCGACACAAAACUCACGGUUUCCUUCCAUUUUUCACGCCCUGCGCCCAUGAUGUGUGCACUACGAGCAGAUUUUCAAAUGCUCUUGGGAACUUGAAAUCUUCACGAUUUUGUGUUAAUCUUCACAGUCUGUGUCCGUGAUAAUAUGCCUUGAACCAUGAUCCUUCACAUUUCCAGUACUUGGUCCCGUUUUUCGCUCCAUGUUGUCUGACUUUCGAUCCUUUCGCCCAUUUCACCUGAUAGAGACUAAAAACAUACAAAAACAUAACAUAACCUAGUGUAAAAUGGUUCCAAGGAUGAUGCUACCCAAGUCAAACGACAAGAAGAAUGGUAUAAAAAUGUAUAAAAUUACUCGAAUCAGUUUUUCAGUUGAUGGAGGUGUUGCCACACGACACACCUUGGUCAGUAGAAGUGCGAGGAGGCUCAAUUUCAACAACAUCGGGAGGAGGAGGCACGAAAGCGGGCAACAUCUGGGACAUCAAUAACAUGUCGAGAUGGAGAAGCUACACUUCCACUAGAUUCCUCAUUUUGUCGUCUCUUCCUACUCUUGGCAUUGUUGGCAGGAAUAAGAGCUAAAUGUAAAUUUCCUUACAUAUAGUUGCUCACUCCUUCUCCUGGUGACAAUAGAAAUUCAGAAGGGACAACAAAAUCGCAAAAGCUAUUACAAACUGUCAAGCACUUUCAAUAAUUUACGAGAAUGAAGAUCGAGAAAUAAGGACCCAUCACAAUCCCACAAGACUCAUUUACUGGAAUUGGGGAACUUACAUCUCUUUUGUUGGCUCCUUGAACACUCAGACUGUUGAAUGAAGGUGUUGGCCUGCUAGCACCUUGCGUUUUGCUGUCGUAGUGGUUGUUUGGUUGAAGCCUAGCAGAAGAAUUGAAGAAUGGAAGAUGGGAAAGGAGGAUCGAGAACGAUAGCAGACAUGGAAGCCGAGCGAGAAGAAGAGGACAAAAUUUAAGGCGGGGAAGCUCAGGGACUCACCGAAUCGGAGGAUCCCCGGCGACAAUGAACGACCUACGAGGAAGACACGAGACCUUUCUUCUCCAGUGUACGGCAACAGAUGGAUUCUUCUUCAGUUCUUUUAGAAUUCAUGAAUCGGUGAACGGAUGGUUGAAUGGUUGGAGAACGGAGACGUGACUCCUCACCCCGAGAUGGAGGAGACGACGUUGAGGAUAUAGUUUUUCGUUUUGUUUCCAUAUCUUUUUAGCCGUUGGCAAACCAAUAAAUUGGGCUGGGAAGACCGAUGGCCCUCAAUUGAGUGGGUUUCUUAAUUCAGUUGGCUGGAGCUCUAUGCCACCCGACCUACCUAUCUCACUCUUUACAUUCGGUUAUGACUGUGGUUAAACCACUAGUCGCAAAACAAAAUGAUUUCGUUAACCGCAAUCGCGUAAGCACCUAUUGAUUCAAUUCAUGAUUAAUUACAAAAAAACGCACAAUUUCAAUUCGAUUAGCGAUUUAACCGCAAAAACGCAACCGCUUUCCAAUCCUAUCAAUAACCAUAGUCUCAUAUAUAUCCGUCCGCCCCCAUCCAGGCAUCCACUACGUUUCCCUAACAAAAUAUCUCGCGGAGUCCCAUCCAAUAUCCUCCAAAACCCGCACCUUCUCAUAAACCCUUCCCCCACCGAUUACCUCGAUUCCUCCAUUCCAUCAAAACCCUCCCAUCCUUCCCAUACUUCUUCUACCUCUCGCUGAAGCAAAAACCCCAGUCCACACAGUUGCGCCUUUUUCUUUUCGACAUUAACGCAAACACCAUGAGCUCAUUCAACAACACCCCUAACUUCGACAAUCCGCUCCUCCAAACCCUAAUGGGCCGUCUCCAAAUCCGCCCACCCAACUCCUCCCAGCGCCCUUUCGUCGCCAAAUCCCUCGAGGACCUACUUUUCGACGCUGUCAACAAUCUCUCCGAUGACUCCGACGACGACGACAACGACAACGCCAUGGAUCCAAGCGGCGGUAUCGACUCUUCUGCCAAGACCCAGCUUCGCAAGGAGGAGGCCAAGCUCGAGAAGGACAUCAUCCGGGUGAUUCUAUCGGGCAAGACCGAUUCUUUGAAGCCCAACUCCGGUCAGGCGGUUACCAUCGGCGAGCACCAUAUUUGUGUCGGGUUCCACGAGGAGAAGGGGUCGGAUUACAGAGUGUGGGAGUGGCAUGGCCACAUCAUGCUGUUUGACGAAGAGAAUGGGUACACCCCCGAGUAUAUCUAUGGGAAUCACUUCGAGAGGUUGCUUGGUGGUGGUGUCUCGCGUGGAGGUGUUUCGGUUAAUCGGUCGCAGAAGGAAGAGGAGGAAGAUGAUGAGGAGGAGGAAGGAGGAGAGAAAGAAGAGGAGAGAACGUCGAAUUUGGGGUUGAGGGAGUUGAUUGACGGUGGUGAUUCCAGUGGUGCUCGGAUACUGCAUAGGAAUGUCGUCACUGGCGCAAAGGUUUAAAAGGCUUGCUCUGUCGCUCUCCUUGUUCCAUGGCGACUUGAGGAGCUGGGAGGCCAAUGCAUUGGACGAAGCAUCUGCGGACAUAAUUCCCAAUCCUCGGGAAGUGGGGAGUGUUUUGAGAAUACAUACUCUGUCGACCUCAAAUACAUGUUGCACUUUUUACACAAGUUGGGGUUUCAAAUUUGUUGUGGUUUUGUUUCCCGAUGGCCUUCGACCCUGUUUAUCAGAACAAAAUGUUUCUGCCGAUCUGAUAUUUUGGUUGAACCAGUUUCAGCUUCUCCAAAGUUUGUCCAUGUAUAUUUCAGCUUUGGCCUUGUUUAUCUUGCUACUUCAGUUCAUUCCGCAUCGAAUAAGGAAUAUAUGAGUAUUCAUAUUUCGAUGCUACAGGUUUGCCUCCUUGCAGAGAUUUGGGAGGUGCUGGAGUCAUCCCCUACGUACCAGCUCAGUUUCGUAUCGUAACAGGGCGAUCCAUAUGGUGGUUUAUUAUGCCCUAUUUUUGCGAUCCAUAUGCUGGUUUAUCCGGAUUGACUUGGUUUAAUGACCUCGUAGUUCUUUGAAUUCAUAGUCAUUUGAUGGAUCUGGAAUUCUGGAUGCAAGUAAUUUAAAUGGUGAAUGUAGCAAACAGAAGUGUUCAGUGCUACUAUCUGUUGUUUUAGAAAUUCAUAACCCCAAUCCCAUAAGCUUUCUUCCUGAUUCGCGGGCCCUAAUCGGCCCAUUAAUCUUUCACUAAAUUCCUGACGAAACCCAAAUCCUGAGGACUAUCAUUCAACUUCACUAAAUUCUAAAGAGAUCG